Messenger RNA from Procambarus clarkii (red swamp crayfish), 1521 nucleotides. Its product is annotated as trophinin-like. NCBI's taxonomy places the organism in Eukaryota, Metazoa, Arthropoda, Malacostraca, Decapoda, Cambaridae. The record is from RefSeq and is a predicted model, not a curated record.
AUGAGAUCCCCCAUUGGAGCAAGAUGGGAAUCGAACCAGCGUCCAGGGGAACCCACCAGAUGCGUGUCUAUAACCAAGUCGUGGUGCAGAGUAUCACGAGGUCUCUAUAGUAUCUCCACAGCCAUCCCUGGCCUCUAUAGUAUCUCCACAGCCAUCCCUGGCCUCUAUAGUAUCUCCACAGCCUUCUCUGGCCUCUAUAGUACCUCCAUAGCCUUCUCUGGCUUCUAUAGUAUCUCCACAGCCUUCUCUGGCCUCUAUAGUAUCUCCACAGCCUUCUCUGGCUUCUAUAGUAUCUCCACAGCCUUCUCUGGCUUCUAUAGUAUCUCCACAGCCUUCUCUGGCCUCUAUAGUAUCUCUUCAGCCUUCUCUGGCCUCUAUAGUAUCUCUACAGCCUUCUCUGGCCUCUAUAGUAUCUCUACAGCCUUCCCUGGCCUCUAUAGUAUCUCCACAGCCUUCUCUGGCUUCUAUAGUAUCUCCACAGCCUUCUCUGGCCUCUAUAGUAUCUCUUCAGCCUUCUCUGGCCUCUAUAGUAUCUCUACAGCCUUCUCUGGCCUCUAUAGUAUCUCUACAGCCUUCCCUGGCCUCUAUAGUAUCUCUACAGCCUUCCCUGGCCUCUAUAGUAUCUCUACAGCCUUCUCUGGCUUUUAUAGUAUCUCCACAGCCUUCCCUGGCCUCUAUAGUACCUCCACAGCCUUCUCUGGCCUCUAUAGUAUCUCCACAGCCUUCCCUAACCUCUAUAGUACCUCCACAGCCUUCUCUAGCUUCUAUAGUAUCUCCACAGCCUUCUCUGGCCUCUAUAGUAUCUCUUCAGCCUUCUCUGGCCUCUAUAGUAUCUCUACAGCCUUCUCUGGCCUCUAUAGUAUCUCUACAGCCUUCUCUGGCCUUUAUAGUAUCUCUACAGCCUUCCCUGGCCUCUAUAGUAUCUCUACAGCCUUCUCUGGCCUCUAUAGUAUCUCUACAGCCUUCUCUGGCCUCUAUAGUAUCUCCACAGCCUUCCCUAACCUCUAUAGUACCUCCACAGCCUUCUCUAGCUUCUAUAGUAUCUCCACAGCCUUCCCUAACCUCUAUAGUAUCUCCAAAACCUUCUCUGGCUUUUAUAGUAUCUCUUCAGCCUUCUCUGGCCUCUAUAGUAUCUCUAUAGCCUUCUCUGGCCUCUAUAGUAUCUCUAUAGCCUUCUCUGGCCUCUAUAGUAUCUCUACAGCCUUCUCUGGCCUCUAUAGUAUCUCUACAGCCUUCCCUGGCCUCUAUAGUAUCUCUACAGCCUUCUCUGGCUUUUAUAGUAUCUCCACAGCCUUCUCUGGCCUCUAUAGUAUCUCUUCAGCCUUCUCUGGCCUCUAUAGUAUCUCUACAGCCUUCUCUGGCCUCUAUAGUAUCUCUACAGCCUUCUCUGGCCUCUAUAGUAUCUCUACAGCCUUCCCUGGCCUCUAUAGUAUCUCUACAGCCUUCUCUGGCUUUUAUUACCUCCUCUACAACCUUCAGAAACAUAACGAAACUUUUAUUUAUUUCACGAAUUCCGACUAA